Messenger RNA from Cooperia oncophora, 393 nucleotides. NCBI's taxonomy places the organism in Eukaryota, Metazoa, Nematoda, Chromadorea, Rhabditida, Trichostrongylidae. The record is from the annotation of a GenBank genome assembly.
UUGUUUAGGCUACAAACGGACUCAUCACCACCACGAGCGCGCUAUGCCAGUCCAGCGUCACCUCGAGCUCGUUUCGCCGAACCACCGAUUGUUGAAGCUCAAAUGCCUCAUGCAGGCUUCAGCUAUCUGUUUCCAUCACAGCCUGUCGUCUCCAGUUCCAUAAUUCGGUCGCAGUCACCGUCACGAUUGAUGUCACCGAGCCCAACGUCGCGCCCAGACUACGACUCAAGGUCAUACACAGAAAACGGGCAAGUUGUCUAUAUCCCCAUAAACAUGGAUAACGGCCGACGAGAUAGACCAAGCAGUCGAUAUGAUCGAGCUGAUGGAGCGGGUUAUUCUACAGAAUCAAGAACGAGUAGUCGAGCAGUACGCAGUCCCAGUAUCAACGGAGCU